This is a messenger RNA of Scophthalmus maximus (turbot), 2963 nucleotides long. Its product is annotated as vasoactive intestinal polypeptide receptor 2. Gene Ontology annotation, cellular component: plasma membrane. Gene Ontology annotation, molecular function: vasoactive intestinal polypeptide receptor activity; G protein-coupled peptide receptor activity; peptide hormone binding. The transcript is spliced from 13 exons. Gene Ontology annotation, biological process: cell surface receptor signaling pathway; adenylate cyclase-modulating G protein-coupled receptor signaling pathway. The coding region runs from base 440 to 1780 and encodes 446 amino acids. The record is from RefSeq and is a predicted model, not a curated record. NCBI's taxonomy places the organism in Eukaryota, Metazoa, Chordata, Actinopteri, Pleuronectiformes, Scophthalmidae.
UGAUGCUGGGCGGUACCGGCGGAGCAGCGAGCUCCGGGAGUUCACUUCACACCGGCCCGUCGUCAGACCUGAACCGGCUCAGGUGCGAGUGACUCUGGCGCCUGUUCUCUUUGCUCCACUGGAGGGAAAACAACGUUUUACGUGUAAAUUCAUGUGAACUGUUUCUGUGCGUGAACCGUGAACCGCGGUGAGAGUCUGAGUCCCCUGCGACGCAGCGGUGGAUGAGACCGGACCGCGCGUAAAAGCUGCAGCCAAACGCACCAAAAUCUGACUUUUACGCGACAUUCCCUUGUCUUGGCGCACUGAGGUCGCACACAGCACAAACACACGGAGACUCUCGGAGUGUGAGAGCGGGUGAGAGCGGGUGAGAGCGCGUGUUUCCUGCGGAGGAUGAGCGUCCGAUGAGCCGCUGCUCCGGUGCGGAUGAGACGCCGGCACCAUGUCCUUUACGCACCGGAUCGUCCUGCUGCCGCAGCUGCUGCUGCUCGGACUCAGCGUCCUGCACACGGUUGAUGGAAAGUUUCCCAACUGCCAGUUCCAGUGGGAGAUUCAGAGAGCGGAGAGAGAGUGUCGGACGCAACUGAGGCAACAGACGCCCGCCAGCACAGGAUGCAGCGGCGAGUGGAACAACGUCGCCUGUUGGCAGAGCACGGCGGUCGGCGAGGUGAUGACCCUCCCCUGCCCCUCCCCCCUCAUCCACCUUUUUGGAAAAAACGGGAACCUCAGCAGGAACUGUACCGAGGGCGGCUGGUCAGACGUCUACCCCGUCAUCACCGUCGCCUGCGGGUCCAGCGACACCGACGAGCCCGGGGAGCUCGUCUUCUACAGAAUCGUGAUGAUCCUGUCGACUCUGGGCCACAGCCUGUCGCUCAUCGCUCUGCUCACCAGCACCGUCAUCAUCUGUUCAUUCAGGAGGCUCCGCUGCAUGAGGAACUACAUCCAUCUGAACCUGUUUGCGUCGUUCAUGCUGCGAGCCGCGGCCGUGCUCACCAAGGACGCUCUGCUCUUCUCCGACGACGAGAACACCGACUGCAGCACGCAGCCGUCGCUGGUGGGCUGUAAAUCCAGCCUGGUGUUCUUCAACUACUUCAUCAUGGCGAACUUCUUCUGGCUGCUGGUGGAGGGCCUCUACCUGCACACGCUGCUGCUCGUGGUCCACAGCUGCUCCACCCGCCUCUGCGUCUACAUGCUCAUCGGCUGGGGAAUCCCUUUCGUCUUCAUGGUGGCGUGGAUCAUUUGCAGGAUAAACCUGGAGGACACGAGGUGCUGGGAGAUGAACGAGAACCCGAUUCCCGACCGGCUGAUCAACUGGCCCAUCAUGGCGUCCGUCAUUAUCAACUUCAUCCUGUUCAUCAGCAUCAUUCGCAUCCUGGUGCAGAAGCUGCGCUGCACGGACGUCGGGGGAAACGAGCAGUCGCAGUACAGGCGCCUGGCGAAGUCCACGCUGCUGCUCAUCCCUCUGUUCGGGGUGAACUACAUGGUGUUCGUCUACCUGAUGGAGCCGCCGGAGAAGAACAUGAAGCGCAUCAAGAUCUUCUUCGACCUCGGCCUCGGAUCCUUCCAGGGUCUGAUUGUGGCUGUCCUGUACUGUUUCCUCAACAGCGAGGUGCAGAGCGAGCUGAGGAGGACCUGGAGGAGUUUGUCCCUCAAGCGCUGCGUGGGGCGGGACUACAGGCCGCACGCCGCAUCCGUCGGGCGAAAUGGCGGCGAACACUCCGCCCAGUUCCCCAGGAGCUCCCGCGCCCCGUCCAUCCUGCAGACGGAGACCACCGUCCUCUGACCGCGGGGGCGGAGGCGGCGUGAAGACGCUCAGGACUCGAGGUCGACUCGACGACCUUCAUCGUUUUGCUGCUGAGAUUUUUUUCUGAGCUGGAAAACUUCUGAACCAGAGCCAAGAAUGUGCAUCUUGCAUUUUUUUUCUUCUUCUAAUAUCGCAGGAAACAGUUUCUGAUCAGAAACUUCAAGAAACACAAUUUUUAUUCGUCCCUCUCUGACUAUUUUUUAUAUGAUUGAAUUAUUAUAACGAAUAUUUUCCUACAGAAUGUCGUGUUCUCAGUCGUCGUUCAACAGAUGAAUGUUUGCUUUAAUCAGCAGAUUUGUAGUUUUAAUGCCGACAACACAUUUCAUACAACUUUGUUCAAGCAUUUAACCCAAAGAUGAAAAAUAACAAAACAAAAAAUGAAUUUAUGUAUCAGAAAUAUGUUGUUUAAUCGCAUUUAUAUCCCCCCAAAACAUACAUUACAAUCAACACAUGGUGGUGGAGAAUCACUAAUCCAAUCAUAACUUUAUUAUUAUUGUUUUAAUUAUAUAGGGCCCAUGGGAGCAGACUAUAGGCACUUCCUUUGGAUUUGGAAUCUACUUUUUGAAUCAUUUUUAUAAAUCUAAAAAAAGAUCUUUAGGAAAACCUGUAAAAACAAAAGUGUAUUAGAGAUAUGAUUUUUUUCCUUCUUUCUUUUCUCUCCUCAUAAUCAUCUCACGGCUCCUCAGAUUUAUAUUUGACGAGAGGAAAAAGAACAGUUUUCAUGCGGGAGUCAAGGAAACGUGAAGGUUUUACUGUCGCUCAUGUGUGAGUCUUGAUGACGCGACGUCUCUGAGGCGCAAAAUAUUAAAAAAAUACAUAUAUAUUUUAUGUUCUACAUCAUGGAUUUCAGUGUAACUGUAACUUUGAAAGACAAUUAUAAGCAUUAACAUUUUAAAAAACCUGCAUCUUAUCAAGUGUGUGUCCAUAAAAAAAAAAGUUUUCUUCAAUCAAGUGACAAAAUCUGACUUUCCUCUCGACAUGAAUCAACUUGUGUGGGAAACUUUCUAGGAAAUAAUUGCCUCAGGAUUUUGAAAAGAAAUAUUCUAAAGAAGUGGAAUUUGUGCUGCAAAACCUUGUUUAUGAUUCAUGAAAUGAAAAUGUUUAGACGUUGUCGCAUCUCUCGAGGAGAAAACCACGGAUUUUAAAAAGUCCCUGCUCUUAA